AUGCCAGCUCUACCAUUCCCUCAAAAGAUGAAGCGGGAAAAACUUGACAAAUAUUUUGGGCGAUUCUUGGAGAUGCUCAAGAAACUUUAUAUAAACAUUCCCUUUACAGAGUUACUCACUCAGAUGUCUUCUUAUGCAAAGUUCUUGAAGAAAAUCAUGUCUAGCAAAAGAAAAUUGGAGGAGACAAUAAUGGACAAGCUGAAUUCCCACUGCAGUUCCAUUUUGCAAAAUAAAAUUUCCCAAAAGUGUGAGGACUCGGGAAGCUUCACCAUACAAUGCUCUUUUGGGAGUGAGAGAUUCGACAAGGCUCUCUUUUCCCUACAACUGGCUGACCAAACCACCAUUUUACCUGAGGGAAUCAUUGAGGAUAUUCUAGUUUGGGUAGACAAGUUUGUGUUCCCCGUAGACUUUAUUGUGGUGGAUAUGGAGGUGAACAAGGAUGUGCCUCUAAUUCUAGGAAGGACAUUUUUAUGUACAGACAGAGCUAUACUUGAUAUCUACGAGGGGAAGCUUAUGCUCGGAGUGGGUAAUGAGAAAAUGGUGUUCCAGAUACAGAGGAUGAUGAAAUACCCCAGUGAUGAGGUAUCUAUCUACUCGUGCUUCAAGCUAGAUGUGGUUGGGGAAUUGGCUGAAAAAUACAAGUUUGACAAGCUUAUGGGGGAUUGUAUUACUCAGUCUAGCACAGUGGAGGAUGAAGAUCCUGAAAUAAAGAAAGAGGCUGAAGCUCUUGAAACUGAUGAUCGAGUGGAUGAUGAGGAGGAACUAAAAGAGGAGGCUUCUAAGCCUAAUGUGGAAUUAAAAGUCCUCCCCACUCACUUGAAAUAUGCUUUUUUUUGA
This is a messenger RNA of Nicotiana tabacum (common tobacco), 837 nucleotides long. Lineage: Eukaryota; Viridiplantae; Streptophyta; Magnoliopsida; Solanales; Solanaceae. The record is from RefSeq and is a predicted model, not a curated record.